UCGAUUUAGUGCGGCGACAAUCAACAACAUUCUGCUCUGCAUAUACACCGUUAUCGCGUGUUCGCUUCUUCGCGCGUGCAUGUGUAUUCGCUGACUGACUGACUGGCUGACGGAUGGUUGGCCGCUGAGAGAACGUAAAACGUAAGCCGCACCGAAAGGACUCUCGUUCGCUCGCGCGCGCUGUAGACCGACCGACCCAAGGUGCCAUCGCCAGUGAGCGAGGAUUUUGGCGAACGAACGACGGUGUGCAGCGUAGGGAAACAGCGAAACAGAGCGUAAGGAGCGCGCACGAGAGAAAGACAUACACGCGCGCGGCGGACGGACGCGAGUAUUCACGAAGAAGAGCAUUGGCACACACUUGGGUGUGAGUGUUUUUGAGAAAAGUGCAAAACGCAUCGCUUAUUCCCGUUUCGCUGGUGCGUUCUCGCUGGUCGCCGUAAUUUUCGUACGCUUAUUUAAAUUUCCAACUUAGUUGUGUUCGAGAAACGUGACGCGAAGGAUGCUUGGUCAGCGACUGCGACGACAGCUGCAAGCGUUUAAUGAGUACAAGUGCCAAAGGAAGAAUCAAGAAUAGCCAAUCAGCAGAAAAAUCAGCGACGACUCCGGUGGACAACAAAAGAAGAACGGAAACAAUUAGACCGAUGAUUGUUUUGUGUGCGGGUCGUGAGGUUUUCGGCGGUUUAGGCCGAGUCCUUUUGUUCUUGCUGUGAGCGAUUCCGCGAACGUUGUGCAUCGGUGGGUGAAAGAACACGCGUUUUGGAUAUUCAAAAAACCUGUUAGGAAGUUUUGAUCGCCAAAGUUUUGGAUUUACUCUCGAAGCAAGUGGUACCUGUAUCAGCCCAGUGCACAAAAUCCCAACUACUCGCAAGUGAACAUCUGUGAAGAAAAAAAAAUUGGGCCUAACGAAAACAUCGUGAAGUCGUUUGAACAGAAAUUUAAAAGUCUCCAAAGGAUUAUCCUUUCUGCCUGGCCGGGGAAAAAUCGUGAAUAUACACUGCAGUGAAAAGCAUACAAGUACAGUAGCGAAAAGCUUUAGUGAGGUUUAAUUCGGUGGGGGCGCAGCCAACAAACAAGAAGAUUUCUUGCCGCCCCAAAUCAACGUCGUUUCGUUGUCGCCGCGGUGCUCCGGGACCGCGUCUUGGUCCUACAUCGUCGCCGUCGUCGUCCUUUAUACGUGUUUUUUUUUUCUCCAUCGUCCAAGUCGGUUCACGCUAGGACGUGAGGAUUCAGCGAAAAAUUUCGCCGCAAUAUCAUCCGAGGUAACAACACACAAGGCUGCAAAACAGCCAGAAAGGCCAAAGGCAAGCAUUAACCCAGAGCGGUAAAGGAAGAAAAAAUUAGUGAAGAGUUUCCCCCCACCUCCCCCGAACGUCUCCGGAAACGGCUGCUACGGGAAAAGAAAACUCAGGAGAAGCGAAAAAUAACACAAGAUUUUUUUUAGUCGGUUAGUAAGUGUGCCGGUCGGUCGUCAGUUGGUCCGGCGUGUGUAUCCGCGAAAAGAAACGCGAACCCUCGAACCAAGGAGCCACAUACAAAGUUAAGCAUCGCGAGUGGCACAAAAAAAAGUAUACGGAAGAAAGGAAAGCAAACUCGCGACGUGUUCUUUUUUCUCGCCGUGCCUAGUACACCUUAAGUAAAUUGGUGGUGCUUUCGCAAUCAUCAGUGCUCCCUUCGCGCGUGCACCAGAUUGCGUUGUGUCGUCCCGUACGCCGGGCGCCGAGUGUGAUUUUUUUUUCGCGCAGUAUUCUGCCACAGGGACCCAAUCGACGGGGAUCCCUGCGUCCACCGGCCCUAACCGUGGACCAACUGCAACUCCUCCAGCACCAGCAGCGGAACCAUCCACACCGUUUCCAUCCGUCACCGCUGUCCCCGUCAUCGCCAUCCCCGGUGGUAGAACAUCAGCUACCGCCUCCACCGCCACCACCACCGCUACGCGCGCCGGCAGGUUCUUCGCAUCCUCACCAUAGAAGCAGUCCUCACCAGGGGCUACAUCAUCCAGCAGCCCUGCAGCAGCCACAGCAGCAACAACAGCACCAGCAACGUGCCGGCUGGGAUUGUAAUUUAUACUCACGCACGACGACGCACUUCAAGAUGAUGAUGGCAACGAAAGGAAAACGCCCCUUGCGGCAUCUAACGGCCACGGACAAGAUCGAUGCCAUCCAGCGGAUUCACGACGGCGAAUCCAAGGCAUCGGUUGCCCGAGAUAUCGGUGUCCCGGAGUCAACUCUUCGAGGAUGGUGCAAAAACGAGGAGAAACUGCGCUAUAUGUCCCGACAGUCUGCAGAGAAUGCCGAAAAGCUCACCAACGAAGCAACGGCAGCUGCACUGACGGCCGUAGCUGCUGCAGAACUCUUCAACGGACCUCCAGAGAAGCGAUUAAAACUUGAGCAGGGCCUGUUCGGUAAUGGCAAGCUCAAGUACGACGAUAGCUUCUACAAAAGCCCCCGAGGACCGAUGAACGGACUAGAUCUCAGUGGCGGCGAUAAGGGAUUGGGAGUUUCCGGAGGUGAUAUCAUCAUGAACGGACUGCACGGUGCGGACUUCAGUUCGUUUGCUAAGACAGCGGCAGAGAUCUCCGCUUUGAACAAAUCCAAAGAGUUGAACCUCAAAGGCUAUGGUGCCGAUCUUAGCAAACACGGAGAUCCGAAGCAGGCCGAUCUCUCGAUGGCUGCCAUCAGUCCGCUAACUAGUCUGAGCCACCUAUCCGGAAUGUCCGGGCUAGCACAGAGUCCCCUGGCGUUGAGUUUCAACGAGAUAGCCACAAAUCUGAAUCUCUUUGCUCAGCUCAACAACAACCACAAUCACAACUUGGCCACAAUGUCCAACUUGGGUGGGCUCACUGCAGCCCAAUCACUGCGGAACGCACGGCCAAAAGCCAAUACUAGUCAGAGUCCACGCACAUCGAGCCUAUCGGAAGUUAACGGCGAUAAAACUCCAUCGCUAACAGUUCGUAACUUGGCCAAGCUACAACAGAAAACUUCCGGCGAUCUCAGUAACGGUAUGAUGCAUGGUAUUAAUUUAUCGGAAAAAUAUAAACAACCAUCUGCUGCUCCUCUCACAGGUCGAGACACAAAUGCGCCGGUCGACGAAGCUCUCUGGUAUUGGCUGAAAUCGCAACAAGCUAUGCUCGGACUAAACAAUCUCUAUUCAUCGAUGCCACGCCCGUCGAGUCCUCAGCAGAGUUCAUCUCCACCGCAGCAGCAUCAACAGGUUCAGCAUCACCCAUCGACGCAGACUCCCACGCCGCCCAUCGUAUCCACCCCGCAACCAACGCCACCAUCCUCCGCCCCUUCACUAACUCCCGAAGACACCAAAAACUCUUCGUGGUUCUGGCAGUGGUACAAAACCUUCGGCGCAUCCUUAAUGCCCGGGGAUAAGUCCAACAACAACACAAUCAACGCCAAUGCCAACUCCAAGCAAGCUGCUUACGAGAACAUCCUCUACUCCCAACUUACCAAAGGCCAAAAUUCCGACUCGCUCAACAACAAUGCUCAACCCAUCAACCUGAACAUCAACAGCUCAAACGCACCGGAAAACCUCAAGUCUGAACCCGAGGAUCUCUCCAAUCACAACCACUCAUCGUCGAAUGCCGCCGUUCCGCCUCCCGCCGAGGAUGUCCAGCGAUUCAACCCCAGUCCGUCAACCUCCGCCAAAUCUGAGAUCAAACACGAAGACGACGAAGAGCAACCGGCCCCAGCAGACGAUGAACCCCCAGCGGAAUCGAAGUGCAACGGCAAAGUGAAGGACGUGCUGGACAACUUCCUGUUCCAGAACCAGAACAGCAACGAUCGGGACAGUCCAGCCAACCUGUCCAUGCGCUCCAACACAUCCCCGAGGCGCCGUUCCGUAAGUCCCGCUGUAAGCAACCGUCAUGCCAACAGCCCUGAACUGGAAACCAACGACUUGGCGGUCACCACGAACGGCAUCACGGAGGACGAGCACAAGAGUGAUAUCUCCGAGGAUUCGAAUCACAUGCUGGUAGCGGACAUCAAGAGCUCGGCGGACGCCGUCGAACAUGGUGAAAAGUUCCUCAAGUGGCUGGAAGCGUGCAGCGAUCCGAACGUGACAGCCGUGCAGGUGAUGCAGUUCAAAUAUUUGCUCAACUGCAUAAAGUUGAGUGCCGAGCGGCAACACCAGAACGCUGCCACUAGUGGUGAAGAACGCACCCGGGUGCGACGGCGGAAGUAGACUCCUUCAUCCCCCUCCAAGUUCCGUGUAAAUAGUUUCCCAAAAACUCCAGUCUAAAUCAAAAGAGAGAAUGCAAGUAAGCACAGAACACGAUAUCAUUAGUCCUACUCUCGCUUGGUCGCCCACUACAUAGAAUCUCAUCUUCCACUCAUUCCAAAAUAAGGGAAGGUAUAGAGCCAAGCUGAUCGGAGAAAACAUAGCAGUAGCGCAAACCCCUAACGAAAUAAGUAGUUAAAUUUUUCUCAAUUUUUUAUGAAAUCCGAUAUUUUUGUUUACUAUCAUUAUUUUAUACAAAGAAUAUGAAAUGGUCGAGAAAUCGAAAAGAAGUCAUUAUCAGACAACGCUUUUUUCCAGUUGUCGUUUGCGGAACCCGGAGGCGUCUCUCUGGACCCUUCGGAACGGUAUUUAUCAUUAUGACUGUGUAAAUAAUACUCAUUGUUUAUCUAGAGAAAGAGAAGUUGAUAUCGCAAGACACUUUGACUAAGUAAGAAAACAACAUGCCAAAUGUACAAGUUAUCGAGAUAUUACUCUUUGAAAAUCCGUAUAUCGCUAUUACAUAAACAAAAAUGAAACUAUAAAUGUAAGGUAACUUUGAAAGCAAACUGUCCAAAAACAAAAUAAAUCGCUGAAAUAAACUGAAUUAGAAGACUAUGUUAACGAAAACCGUGAGAGAGUGGUCUCGUGUCAAAGAUCUCGUAUUUACUUUCAGAAAAGAAACAAAACACAAUAUUCUGCUCAAAAACUCAGUCCAAAGAGAGAACAACCAAACGCAGGAAGCUUUUCGGUCAAGGCAACACACAAAUGUUUCGAUUAUUUUUAGUACGUAAACGAAAAAAAGACAAACACAUUCCUCUCGAUAGCAUUUGAGAACCCAGAAAGCAUUCACCCCCGUUAAAAUCAAUGUGAGAUUGCAACUUUCGAAAAGUUACGCUCGAAGCAUUACUACUGGCAGCCAGGGCCACGUAAUCAGUCAGGAAGUCUUGGACAGAAUCAGACAAAAACAAUUCAAUUUUGGCUGGAACAAAGAGAUAAAUUCGAAUACCGAAGGGACAAAUUAAAUGUGAUUAAAUAAAACUGUAUUCCUAAUGUGGCGCGAAAACGCUAUGCGAAAUAUAAGAAAACCAAUUAAAAUGGAAAACGGUGUCAAACAUUUCCCAUAAAACGUAUAGACCGGCGUGCGCUGAGCUCACAUGUUGCAAACGUCAAAGUAUGUAUGAAUUAUUGAAUAAAUUAAAAGAAAAUUGAAAGUGAAUAAAAUGUUGAAUAUAAUAAAAUGGAAAGGAGCAGAAAAAUAAACGAAACGAAUGGAUACUAAUUAUUGGUAACUAUAAUGAAAAAUUAUUGAAUCACACAGAUGACAAAAAAAAACUAGAGAUUAAAAUGGAAAAAUAAAUUAUCAAAUGAUUUCUCAAUAUCAAAAAAAUAAAA
Armigeres subalbatus is the source of this 5616-nucleotide messenger RNA. RefSeq names its product protein distal antenna. The record is from RefSeq and is a predicted model, not a curated record. Gene Ontology annotation, molecular function: DNA binding. The transcript has 2 exons. The coding region runs from base 2092 to 4188 and encodes 698 amino acids. NCBI's taxonomy places the organism in Eukaryota, Metazoa, Arthropoda, Insecta, Diptera, Culicidae.